CCGGGCUGAUUCAAGAUGAUGUGGAGGCAUAGCGCAGGCACAGCUCGGGCUAUUGCCCAAUGUUCUCCCUUCGGCCGAUAUCGCAGCUUUGCGACGGAGGCCACCACCCCCGCCAGACCGCAGGUUCCCAGUCGUUCACCCCCUUAUCCUAAGAUUCUGAACAAAUUAAACGAAGUCCGACGAGUUCUGGGGUCAGACAGGCCCCUCACCCUUGCUGAGAAAGUCGUCUAUUCUCAUCUUGACAAUGUGGAGGAGUCACUCCUCACGGGCACUCAGAAUGGGAAGAGCAUUCGUGGUCAAGCCAAUCUGAAACUUAAGCCGGAUCGGGUGGCGAUGCAAGAUGCCUCUGCACAAAUGGCUCUGCUUCAAUUCAUGUCCUGCGGACUUCCUUCGACCGCGGUUCCCGCCAGCAUUCAUUGUGACCACAUGAUUGUCGGCCAGAAGGGUGCGGACGUUGACCUUCCAGCCUCAAUUCAGGGAAAUAAGGAGGUCUUUGAUUUCUUAGAAUCCGCGGCCAAGAGAUAUGGUAUUGAGUUCUGGCCCCCAGGCGCUGGCAUUAUUCAUCAGACUGUGCUGGAGAAUUACGCUUCUCCGGGACUGUUCAUGCUGGGGACUGACAGUCACACUCCUAAUGGUGGUGGAUUGGGCGCAAUUGCCAUUGGCGUCGGUGGAGCAGACGCUGUGGACGCACUUGUGGAUGCGCCGUGGGAACUGAAGGCCCCAAAGAUCCUCGGUGUAAAGCUGGAGGGAGCCCUGAGCGGCUGGACAGCUCCUAAGGAUAUUAUUCUUCACCUUGCCGGGAAACUAACAGUCAGGGGGGGAACUGGAUAUAUCAUUGAGUAUUAUGGACCUGGUGUGGAGACCCUCAGCUGCACAGGAAUGGCUACAAUUUGCAACAUGGGCGCUGAAGUCGGAGCUACUACCUCGAUUUUCCCAUUCUCUCCCAGCAUGGUCCCCUACCUCAGAGCGACCAACCGAGCAGACAUUGCUGAGGCUGCCUCCGAGAUCGCAUCGUCUGGCCCUAAUAAUUUACUUCGAGCAGAUCCUAAGGCCGAAUACGAUCAACACAUCACAAUUGAUCUUUCUACGCUUGAGCCUCACAUUAACGGCCCCUUUACCCCGGAUCUUUCGGUUCCUCUUUCGUCCUUUGCAGAGACGGUGCGCAAGAAUAACUGGCCAGAAACCUUUGGAGCUGGAUUAAUUGGAAGUUGCACUAAUAGUUCUUACGAAGACAUGACCCGUGCGGAAGAUCUUGUUAAACAAGCUUCCAAGGCUGGUCUUCGUCCAAAGGCCGACUUCUUUAUUACUCCUGGCAGCGAGCAGAUUCGCGCAACCUUGGAUCGUGAUCAGACUCUGAAUACAUUUUCGUCAGCCGGCGGUACCGUCCUUGCGAAUGCGUGUGGCCCUUGCAUUGGCCAGUGGAAGCGAACAGAUGGCGUGAAAAAGGGCGAGACCAAUGCUAUUUUCACGUCAUACAACAGAAAUUUCCGCGGCCGUAACGACGGAAACCCUGGAACAAUGAAUUUCCUUGCUUCCCCCGAGGUUGUGACAGCCCUAUCCUAUGCAGGCAGCACCACUUUCAAUCCUAUGACCGACAGUCUUAGCACUCCAGAUGGUACAUCUUUCAAAUUCAGCCCUCCUAAGGGCUCGGAUCUCCCCAAGGCUGGUUUUGAAUCCGGAAAUCCUGACUUCCAGCCCUCUGUGGCUGUUCCUGAUCCCUCCUGCGAAGUUGUCAUCUCCCCAACCUCCGACCGCCUUGCAGUUUUGGAACCUUUUGCUCCCUUCCCUAAGAGUGAGCUCAACUCACUACGUGUCCUUUACAAAGUCAAAGGCCAGUGCACCACGGACACAAUCUCUGCGGCCGGUCCCUGGCUCAAGUACAAGGGACAUCUCCCCAACAUCUCCGCCAACACAUUGAUUGGCGCAGUCAACGCCGCCACGGGCGAAACCAACGUAGCCUACGAUAUGGAUGGCAAGACCUACUCCAUUCCAGAUCUUGCAAGCAGAUGGAAAGACCAAGGGAUCGAAUGGCUCGUCAUCGCUGAGGAUAACUACGGUGAAGGUAGUGCUCGAGAGCACGCCGCCUUGCAGCCGCGCUACUUGGGUGGCCGUAUCAUCGUGGCCAAGAGCUUUGCCCGCAUCCACGAAACCAAUCUGAAGAAACAGGGUGUUGUCCCACUAAAUUUCGCGGAUAAGGCUGAUUAUGACAAGAUUGAUGCUUGCGACUCCGUCGACACGGUUGGCUUGUACGAUCUACUGCAAAACGGUGGACAGGGAGAAGUCAAGUUGAGGGUCACCAAGAGGAAUGGAGAGGUCAUGGAUAUCGCCGUGAAGCACACCCUGAGCAAGGAUCAGUGUGGCUUCAUUCUUGCAGGCAGCGCACUGAACCUUUUGGCCGCUCAGGCGAGAUCGUAAAGGUUUUGUUCGGGUGAAGGUAAACUCACUGGUAGACGCCAUUUCUACGUCGCUUGUUCGGAGUUUCGGGUUGGAAUAAAUUGUUUCGGUUAUGGUGUAUAGAUCCUGCUUGUAGUUAUAUAAGGCGGUUAUACCCUUCUAUGUUACUCGAUAAAGGUGUAGAAAAG
Messenger RNA from Coccidioides posadasii C735 delta SOWgp, 2582 nucleotides. RefSeq names its product aconitate hydratase (gene ACO2). Gene Ontology annotation, biological process: tricarboxylic acid cycle. Gene Ontology annotation, molecular function: 4 iron, 4 sulfur cluster binding; aconitate hydratase activity. The record is from RefSeq and is a predicted model, not a curated record. Lineage: Eukaryota; Fungi; Ascomycota; Eurotiomycetes; Onygenales; Onygenaceae. Gene Ontology annotation, cellular component: mitochondrion; cytosol.